ACCGUUCCGUUCUCCGUUUGCGUUUCUAGAUGGCUGAAGUGUGUUUAUAAGCCAUUAGAAGUGUUGCUUUUGCAGAGUGAAACUGCAGCGCGUGCGGCCGCGCGGUGGGGGAUGGGCGCCCUGGUUCCUCGCGCCGCGCACGCGAGAUGGCCGUUGACAACAACUACGUUAGCUUUUAUUCAACCGACUAGUUAGCAGCGUUGCUAUGGAAGCUGCCACGUGUUGGAACUAGAAUCGCUCAUUUUUUGCAUUUGUUUGGGGAGUCUGUUGUUUCCGGUGACGUUUAUCCACGAUGCGCAUUAGCCGUAAGCUAAUAAUCGAAUGACAAGCAAUGGCGCUUCCGGCGGGGUCUUAGCGUGACAGUUGUUACGAUCAGAUUAAAACAUAUUAGUAUUCAGUUUUUUUAAUUAUGCAUUUUAAUUAUUUUUUAUUAACGAAAUGUAUUAUUGUGUUUUAUUAGGUAACUUAGCAUAAUGACCUGUUAUAACUCUACCCUUUAAUUGUACGAGUGUCUUUAACUGAAGACUUGAAUAGAGAAAAUAUAGUCGACCUGUUGACGGGCGUUUGUCUCAUAGUUUAACAAUGAUGAUGUAUAUUAUUAUAACUGCUGCAUAAUUAGGAUUUUGCUCUGUGAUGUAUAAUAUUGCGUUGUUUAUUUUUGCUAUUUGAUACAAAUGCAUACAAUUAGAUUAAAAUAAGUUAAAUAAUAAGUUUAUUAGUUGAGUACUAAUAAUGAGUAGAAAAGCAAUGUAAUAAUGUCUAAUAGAAGCUAAACAUUUUCCUAAAUAAUAUUAAUUGUUCAUAGUGUUCAUUAACUGUAUAGAUGCCUUUAACAUUUCAGCGUGGGGGUCCCUCACAUGAGGAUGAUCAUAUUUUGGGGUCCGCGGUGGCAUCUAAAAGAGUGAAAACCCCUGCACUAAAUGAUGGAGAAUCACAUGAUAACAGACGUUCAAGUUGUUCCGAACACACGGCUCCAAAUAUCAAAGGCUGAUUUGACUUUGCGCCCAUGGAUAGCAAGAGUAUGAGCAUCUAAUCCACACUUGGUAUCAUGGCUCCACUCUCGCCUUGACCUCUUGGUUCACCCAGGAUCCAAAAUGAGCAUAAGCAGUGAUGAGGUCAAUUUCCUGGUCUACAGAUACCUGCAGGAGUCAGGCUUCUCCCACUCGGCGUUCACCUUUGGCAUAGAGAGCCACAUCAGCCAGUCCAACAUCAACGGAGCUCUGGUGCCCCCUGCUGCUCUCAUCUCCAUCAUCCAGAAAGGCCUGCAGUAUGUGGAGGCUGAAGUCAGCAUCAAUGAGGACGGUACUCUGUUUGAUGGACGACCGAUCGAGUCGCUGUCGUUGAUUGAUGCAGUGAUGCCAGAUGUGGUGCAAACGAGGCAGCAGGUGUAUAAGGAUAAGCUGGCUCAGCAGCAAGCUGCCGCCGCCUCCAGCACCACAGCGACCGCCGCUGCCAAGAACGGAGAGAACACGGCUAAUGGAGAGGAGAACGGAUCUCACACGCUGUCUAACCACCACUCAGACAUGAUGGAAGUGGACAGGGCAGUGGAGAUCCCAGCCAAUAAAGCCAUGGUGCUGCGGGGCCACGAGUCUGAAGUCUUCAUCUGUGCUUGGAACCCUGUCAGUGAUCUGCUGGCGUCUGGUUCUGGAGACUCAACCGCACGGAUAUGGAACCUGAGUGAGAGCAGUGCAGGAGGAUCCACUCAGCUGGUGCUGCGGCACUGCAUUCGGGAGGGGGGGCAGGAUGUACCCAGUAACAAAGACGUCACCUCACUGGACUGGAAUAGUGAAGGUACACUUCUCGCCACAGGAUCCUAUGAUGGCUAUGCCAGGAUAUGGACUAAAGAUGGUAAUCUUGCCAGUACACUGGGGCAGCACAAAGGUCCCAUAUUUGCUUUAAAGUGGAACAAAAAAGGAAAUUUUAUCCUCAGCGCUGGUGUUGAUAAGACCACCAUUAUUUGGGACGCACACACGGGAGAGGCCAAACAGCAGUUCCCAUUCCAUUCAGCUCCAGCUCUGGACGUGGACUGGCAGAGCAACAACACGUUUGCCUCCUGCAGCACGGACAUGUGCAUUCACGUGUGUAAACUGGGCCAGGACAGACCAGUCAAAACAUUCCAGGGCCACACAAAUGAAGUCAAUGCAAUCAAAUGGGAUCCAACAGGAAAUCUCUUGGCCUCCUGCUCUGAUGACAUGACCCUAAAGCUUUGGAGCAUGAAACAGGACACUUGUGUUCAUGACCUGCAAGCCCACAGUAAGGAGAUCUACACCAUCAAAUGGAGCCCAACUGGCCCUGGAACCAACAACCCCAAUGCCAACCUCAUGCUGGCCAGUGCGUCGUUCGAUUCAACGGUGCGUCUGUGGGACGCAGAGCGUGGCGCCUGCAUCCACACACUGACCAAACACCAGGAGCCCGUCUACAGCGUGGCAUUCAGCCCAGAUGGGCGGCACCUGGCCAGCGGUUCCUUCGACAAGUGUGUGCAUAUCUGGAACACACAGAGUGGUGCUUUAGUCAACAGCUACAGAGGGACGGGGGGGAUUUUUGAAGUAUGCUGGAACUCCACUGGAGACAAAGUGGGCGCAAGUGCAUCAGAUGGAUCGGUUUGUGUAUUAGACCUAAGGAAAUGACGCUGCCGCUGGGAAGCCAUGGACCGACUAUGAAUGUGUGCAUAGCCAAAUUUACCGACUGUCCCUGGCCCAUCAUCCACUGCUGUAGUCCACGCGUGAGGCACCAGACCGCAGCCCAGACCAACAGUCCCUCAGAUCCAUCACAACACGGACCCAUGACGCAUACGACACACACAAGAUCAGCGUGCCAGAGAACUGUUAUACACAGACACACUGGACACAAGAGAAAUACACCGCAUAUGCACACACACCCACACCCACACACACCUCAUUAGUUCCUGUAUUCAUCAUUCCAAACCCAGAGGGCCGAGGUCCACGCAGCUGUCGUGCGCAUAUUGCACACGUCAGCGCUUCAGUGACGGUUUAGGUGUAACUGCAUGAGCUAAAGAGCAGAGCUGUUGAAUAUGGCCAACUCGUGGCCGUGUGAUAUUGACAAUUCAGAGUAUUGGCACUGUAUGUUUAGUGGCUCUGCGACUUUUGGAACUGUUCUCCAAAAAUGCUCAAGGAUUUUUUUUUUUUUUUUUUUGCCAAACUUUGAGAAAUAAUUUGAUCUUUUGUUUUUUUUUUGUUUUUUAAUACAGAGUUAUAAGAGUACAGAAAUCCUAUUAAAUUACUCAACUAUAUUUUCUAAAACGAAUGCCCUGUGUUAUUUUGUACAACCUAUGCAACUUUGUGGCAAGACAAAACCGAACUUGAAUGGGUGAAACUCGUAGGUGAAGCCUGUGCGUUUAAAAUAUCCAAUAGGCCCACCCUAAAAACGCAACGGCACAUUCACUCUCGCUGUUACAGAAAACAUAGCUAUCAGGUUAUUCAUUCCUUUUUUUGGGGAGUUCAUGAUUGUCCUCCUACAUUGGUAUUUAACAUGACAGCUCACUUAAAAAUGUUUAUAACCUAGAUUUGUUCCUCCGAUUUGAUGUUCUUUCUUUAGUGUUGCGUCAUGAUGUCAUUUCCUGCUUUUCUAUAGCGGUCCGAGCUCUGACUGAUCCGGUCUGGUCAUUACUCUUUCAGUGCUGCAGUGAAUUGGUGUGUGCGUGUGUGACUGUAAUGGCUGUAGUCUGUAUGGCUUCACGUGAGUGACAGAAUUAUGGGUCGGUGCGAUAUUUUUAUUUUUUUUUAAUCAGUUCCAGUCAGGCAGCGGGGAAGUAGAGGCUGAGGUGGUGCCGUUUUCGCCCAUUUUGCUCACUAUUUUCAUUUGUAAAAUGACGUCAUUGCGCAGUGAUGGUAUGGUGUGAACAGAAACUGACGUGGAAAAAUGUAAAUGUGACCACAGGUAUUUUUACUAUUACAUGCUACUGUUAUAAUGGAUGGAUUUUAACGUAACCUCCAUUGAUGUUUGGGAUUUCUCGCAGCCUGGUUUCAGGUGACGGCACAUUGAUUUGGAGUUCACUAGAUGCUGUCACGUGUCUUUAUAAAAUACCAUUAGACAGUCAUAGUCCAGAGAAGCAGCUUUUAGCCAGCACACUCAUGUGGCCUCUCAGCACUUUACAGCACGUAUUCCCAUGAAAUCCAAUGAGCACUUAAAACAUUUUUUAUCCUUUGGACUGAAAUUACUUGAGUGACAUUAAACAUUUACUUGAAUGAACCAGAUCUUCUGAUGAUGAUUAUUAGAGGGUGAGGCGGCUGGUUUAAACCUAUGUAACUUUUUUUUUUGUUUGUUUUUUUGUUUGUUUUUUACAAGUGUAGUCCAAAAUGCUAACAAAUGCCUUUUUCUUCCCACGGAUCAAGUAUAAUCUGCAUCCCCUCCUAAAAUUGUCAAAAUGUCCUGAUUUUUCUUUCCUUUCGUUUUUUUUUUAAAAGAUGAGUAUUUUGAAGCUUGCUCUAAUAUAAUCAACAAGUAGAUUGUACGAAAAUACGCUAUUUAUUAUAUUGUCUAUGACAGUGGAAUGGUAUUUUAUAAUGUUUUAAUUUUAAAGAGAUAUACUUUUUACAGUGUGCGUGCAAGCGUUUGCUUCUCUUGGUCCUCGAAGCCUAGCACUCUGCUUGCUGUGUCCACGGCCCUUUGAAAUUUUGUACUUUAAAAUCUUUUGUAAUUCUAAUGUUGUUUUUAGCUCUAAGCAAAAGCAGUACAUGGGCAUAUCAAAACAUCUUGGACCAUUUAAAUACUUGUUCAGUGAUUUUUGUCUCACUUUAGGUAAUCUUUAAUCUAGUUUUUUCCUUUAUUUUUUUUUAGUUCUUUUUCCUGUUUUGCUCACUCUCUAGCAGAAAUCACUCACUGCGAUGUUGAUUUGACUGUUGUGAUUUGAGUCAGAUCAAAUGAAAAGUCCAGAAUAAAAUAUAUUUUGAUAA
This is a messenger RNA of Onychostoma macrolepis, 4913 nucleotides long. RefSeq names its product TBL1X/Y related 1b (gene tbl1xr1b). Gene Ontology annotation, cellular component: histone deacetylase complex. Gene Ontology annotation, molecular function: transcription corepressor activity; protein binding. The record is from RefSeq and is a predicted model, not a curated record. Lineage: Eukaryota; Metazoa; Chordata; Actinopteri; Cypriniformes; Cyprinidae. Gene Ontology annotation, biological process: regulation of transcription by RNA polymerase II. The coding region runs from base 1095 to 2627 and encodes 510 amino acids. The transcript has 16 exons.